GGGCGGGGCCGUGUGGAGGAGGAAGCAGGCCAGGCCGGGCGGCGGCUCUCCAGGGCGAAACCAUGGACAGCCAGGGCAGGAAGGUGGUGGUGUGCGACAACGGCACUGGGUUUGUGAAGUGUGGAUAUGCAGGUUCUAACUUUCCGGAACACAUCUUCCCAGCUUUGGUUGGAAGACCUAUUAUCAGAUCAACCACCAAAGUGGGAAACAUUGAAAUCAAGGAUCUUAUGGUCGGUGAUGAAGCGAGUGAGUUGCGCUCCAUGUUGGAAGUUAACUACCCUAUGGAGAAUGGCAUUGUACGAAAUUGGGACGACAUGAAACACCUGUGGGACUACACAUUUGGACCAGAGAAACUCAAUAUAGACACCAGAAACUGCAAAAUUUUACUCACAGAACCUCCCAUGAACCCAACCAAAAACAGAGAGAAGAUUGUAGAGGUAAUGUUUGAAACUUACCAGUUUUCUGGUGUGUAUGUAGCCAUCCAGGCAGUUUUGACUUUGUAUGCUCAAGGGUUGCUGACUGGUGUUGUAGUGGACUCUGGAGACGGGGUGACUCACAUUUGCCCGGUGUAUGAAGGCUUUUCUCUCCCUCACCUUACAAGGAGGCUGGAUAUUGCUGGGAGGGAUAUUACCAGGUACCUUAUCAAGCUGCUGCUAUUGCGAGGAUAUGCCUUCAAUCAUUCUGCUGAUUUUGAGACAGUUCGCAUGAUUAAAGAAAAACUUUGUUAUGUGGGUUACAAUAUUGAGCAAGAGCAGAAGCUGGCCUUAGAGACCACAGUGUUAGUGGAGUCCUAUACACUUCCAGACGGCCGCAUUAUUAAAGUUGGAGGAGAACGAUUUGAAGCACCAGAAGCUUUAUUUCAGCCUCACUUGAUCAAUGUUGAGGGGGUUGGUGUUGCUGAAUUGCUUUUUAACACAAUCCAGGCAGCUGACAUCGAUACCAGAUCUGAAUUUUACAAGCACAUUGUGCUUUCUGGAGGCUCUACCAUGUAUCCUGGCCUGCCAUCAAGGUUGGAACGAGAGCUUAAACAGCUUUACUUAGAACGAGUUCUAAAAGGAGAUGUGGAAAAACUUUCUAAAUUUAAGAUCCGAAUUGAAGACCCACCCCGCAGAAAGCACAUGGUGUUCUUGGGUGGUGCAGUCCUAGCAGACAUCAUGAAAGACAAAGACAACUUUUGGAUGACCAGACAAGAGUACCAAGAAAAGGGUGUCCGUGUGCUGGAGAAACUUGGUGUGACUGUUCGAUAAAAUGCCAGGCUUGUUUCCAUCACGCCUGUAAAUGCUUUUUUCUUUUUCUGUUUUUCAAAAAAAAAAAAAAAAAAAUUUCUUUAUUGCCAAUCUUUGAACUCAUUCACCUCCAGGACUGAAAGAGGCCUCUCUGUCCCCUUUGACAGGAAAGGUCAAGUUUUGUUUUCUGUCUUGGGGAAGCAUUGUUAAAUUCUUGUUAAUGUGGGUAAGUCUGGUUGUUUAAUGCAACCAGUUCUCUACAAACAUAACCAGAGGGCAAAGGGUCCCUGCUGCUUUGUUUCUUUCUAUGUAGGCAUUUAGAUCAUUCUUAUAUUCUCCCUAUUUUUGCUUUAUUUCUCUAAUGCUGCUAGUUUUAGUUUUAGCACUGUAGGUGGUAUGUCUUUAUUAGCAUAAGAAAAACUUUCACAGGAGGUUUUACAUAUUCUGGGUGGGGGUGGUAAGGGAUGGGUGGGCAGCCCUGAGCCCUUGAGGGCCUUUCUUCUGUAGUGUUAGCUUUCAGCAGUUAACUGCUGCCACUUUUCAAGUGCCCUAAACAUCUCCUAGUAACAUCUUAGGGAAAUUUUGAGCUCAGAACUAAGGUGUUUGGGGUUGGUUUUUGUAUGAUGGAACAAAUUGGUAGUCUUUCUCUUGUGACUUUUGAGGUUUUCUGCUUCUGGGUACACAAGAUGAACCUCAUUUACAAUACUUUGACUUGGUAGGUUUUCUUCUUUUGGUCUGUGUGGGACUGUUUCCAUACUAUAGAAAAAAGCAAGCUUAGUGUUUCAUUACCAUGAGGUUUAGGGAUCAUUUAUUCUUUACGUCAACCUAUCAGCUGGGAGUAUAAUUCCUAGACUCUAUCAAUAGUGAAAAAGGAACAUUUUAAACAAAAUGCUUUUGUCGAGUCAAAUUACGGUUAGAAAACUGCUUACGGGCUGGUGUUCUCCCAAUGCUGUUGUUUAAUUUGGAAGCAGUGAGGUAAUGAUGCAAGUACCAUUCUCGAAAGUUGUACUUUUAGGGUCCUGGUGCUUCUUGACUAAAACAACUAUACACAGAAAUAAUUACUGGCAGUAGGUUAUAGUUGUUAUAUUAAUGUUAACAUUAGGACUUGUUGCCAGUCUUUUUUGUUUUUUUUUCCAUGAGAUCUGGCACUAAAAUUUUAAGAGCAACAACCAAUAGAAAAGUUUACCAGGAGUCAACUUUGUGUCUGUACUAAAAGCCAGUCCUGGCUGCUACUUCCCAGCCAUCUUUUGUUCUUGGAGGAAGACUGAUUUAUGGUUUUGGAUAUGUUUGCAGACCUGUCAGGAAAUCCUAUUUAUGAGUCCUCUUGGUAUUGUUUGUUAUCUCAGAAAAUACCAGGUAGUACCCAGGUGUGAGUUCUUUCUAAUAUUGAAAAAUGAAAUAAUGAAAAGUCGUAUCACAGAGUAUUCAAAAUGAUGAUCCUGGGAGAAAUAUUUUCCUUCAUUUCAAAAUAGUCUUUACUAAUGAUGAAUUUGAAAGAAUAGCUUUUUCCUUUUUUUUUUUCCUUUUUGUAUGCUUAAUAUCAGAAAUUUUUUUUAGUUAACUUUAAAAUUAGUUUAUGUGAAAUCAGCAGCAAAAAGAAGUUAGUGUUAAUUAUGCAGCUUCUGUGAUAUUAAGUAUUUUUUGCCUGUUUUACCUCAAUUUGAAAAAAUAGGAGAAGUCUGUUUGCAUGCUGGCCAUGCUCAGUACACACAACAGCCCGCCAUUGCCGGCUGGUCGGUGUUGGGUGCGUGACUCAAGUCACUUUGGAAUUCCUAAGCGUUCCUAAAUCAUGUUGUCAAAUAGCCCACUCUUGGGAGUCCUGAGCCCAUUGCAGGACACCUACUGUAUAUAGGACUGGUACCAAUGACUAUUAAGUGCAGAAAAUGAUCGACUCUUGGCUUUGACCAUGGUUUUAAAUAUAGGGGUAAAAAACAAGGAAGAAUAGGAUGGACUCUUAAAUAAAACAGUGAAAGAACUUUUUAUCAUUCGUACCUUGAAUGUAGACUUUGUUUUAUUUCAUAAUUCUGCUAGCAAACGUGACUGUUAAAAUGUAUUUAUAUAUGUAAUAAUUUAGAAAUUCCAUUUUAUAGUUUUCCUAUUCUGAGGUGAAAUAAUGAAUUUCAUAAUUUGGGAGCUGGGACAUACUGUAUUCUAUUGGAGGUGUUAGGUUUGAGUCCUUCAAAAAUGAAAAAAAGAAUCUGUUUUUUAAAAGAUCUGAUUUUUAACUCUUAAAACCCGUUGUCGCUUAGAUUUCCAAUGCUUAUUAAAAUUCUUUUAUUUUUAAAUUAAUAUCACCAAUGCCUUGGGGGACUUACUGGAAAAUGUGGUAUUGGGUAUUAACUUUCACAGUUCUGAGCACUGUUAGUGUCUAUCUGGCAAGUAUUGGAGAGAUCAGUGGAAAGCUAAAUAUUCUAAAUUUAACACAGAUAUACUUCUUUUUGAUUAAGAAAAUAAAAUCAGAUUUUUCAAAGUAA
This is a messenger RNA of Psammomys obesus (fat sand rat), 3700 nucleotides long. RefSeq names its product actin related protein 2 (gene Actr2). The record is from RefSeq and is a predicted model, not a curated record. The coding region runs from base 63 to 1247 and encodes 394 amino acids. Gene Ontology annotation, cellular component: Arp2/3 protein complex; actin cortical patch. NCBI's taxonomy places the organism in Eukaryota, Metazoa, Chordata, Mammalia, Rodentia, Muridae. The transcript has 9 exons. Gene Ontology annotation, biological process: Arp2/3 complex-mediated actin nucleation. Gene Ontology annotation, molecular function: actin filament binding.